AGGAGGCGAGGCGCCCGGCAAAGAACACACAGAAGAUGGAAGAAGGCGGAAAAAAAGGAUUUUAAUUUAAUUUUCUAAAAAAAAUUCAAUUUUAAUUCUUCAAAUUAGGCGUGAAAUAUAAAUAUCCCCUUCUUCUUCGUUCUCUCCCGCCAUGAAUAUGGCGCAUUUCGACACCGACCUCCCUCCUCUCGACCACCUUCACUCCACCAGAUCCCUCAUCUCUGCUCUCAAUUUACUCUCCCGGAAUCUCCCUCUUCCUCCCGACCUCUUUGAAACUGUUUCUUCCAUUUAUUCCGCUCCUCAGGAUCAAGAUCCCGCUACUCUCAGUGAUUCGGAUGAGCUUGGAGAUUCUGUUCAAGAAGAUCUAUUGAGUGACCUUGGAGAUGCUUUGGCUAAGCAACGUUCAAAUUUUGAAUCUGGUUCUGGGUUGGAACAAUUGAGAGAAGAACGUUAUCGAGGUCAAAUACAAUGGCGGUUGAAUGAUCUAGAAGAAUUACCUUCAAGUAGAGGGGAAGACCUACAGACGAAGUGCUUGCUUGAACUGUAUGGAUUAAAGUUACUAGAUUUGCAAAAAAAGGUACGAUCUGAUGUGAGUUCAGAGUACUGGCUUCAAGCAACUUGUGCAUACCCAGACAAACAAUUAUUUGAUUGGGGCAUGAUGCGAUUGCACCGUCCACCAUAUGGUGUAGGAGAUGCUUUUGCCAUUGAAGCUGAUGAUCAACUGCGAAAGAAGCGGGAUGCUGAGAGGACAUCAAGGUUAGAAGAGGAGGAGAAAAACCAAAUCGAAACUAGGAAAAGAAAGUUUUUUGCUGAGAUACUAAAUGCUGUUCGUGAAUUCCAUUUACAAAUUCAAGCUUCUGUAAAACGUCGGAAACAGAGAAAUGACGGAGUUCAGGCAUGGCAUGGAAGACAAAGACAACGUGCUACAAGGGCAGAAAAACUGAGGUUCCAAGCACUAAAGGCAGAUGAUCAAGAAGCUUACAUGAGAUUGGUUAAGGAGAGCAAGAAUGAACGAUUAACAACACUUCUUGAAGAAACAAACAAACUGCUUGUUAACUUGGGUGCUGCUGUUCAAAGACAGAAAGAUUCUAAACUCUCUGAUGGCAUUGAGACCCUGGAUGAAUCUGAUGUUGAUUUACAGGAAUUGGAUUCUUCAAAGAAUGCAACCCCUCAAGAACUACUCAUGGAUGAAGAUUUAGAUGCCACUGAUUCUGACCGCAAUUAUGAAAGUGGUGAUUUGCUUGAAGGACAGCGACAAUAUAACUCUGCCAUUCAUGCAAUUCAGGAAAAGGUCACCGAGCAGCCUUCCAUGCUACAAGGAGGAGAAUUGAGGCCCUACCAAAUAGAAGGACUUCAGUGGAUGCUUUCAUUAUUCAAUAACAAUUUAAAUGGAAUAUUGGCUGAUGAAAUGGGACUGGGAAAAACAAUACAAACAAUCUCAUUGAUUGCUUACCUCAUGGAAUACAAGGAUGUGACUGGACCUCAUUUAAUAGUUGCUCCCAAGGCAGUACUUCCAAACUGGAUUCAUGAAUUUACAACAUGGGCCCCAAGUAUCGCUGCUGUUCUUUACGAUGGACGUCAGGAGGAGAGAAAGGCUAUAAAGGAGGAGCUAUUGAGUGAAGGAAAAUUUAGUGUCUUGAUUACACAUUAUGAUCUCAUUAUGAGAGAUAAAUCAUUUUUGAAGAAAAUACACUGGUAUUAUAUGAUUGUUGAUGAAGGCCAUCGGCUGAAAAAUCGUGAUUGUGCUCUUGCACAAACACUUGCAGGCUACCAGAUCAAACGGAGACUUCUUUUAACUGGUACACCUAUCCAGAACAGUUUGCAGGAAUUAUGGUCCCUGCUUAAUUUUCUCCUGCCGCAUAUAUUUAAUUCUGUCCAGAAUUUCCAGGAGUGGUUCAAUGCACCAUUUGCAGAUCGGAGUGAUGUUACACUGACAGAUGAAGAAGAGCUAUUGAUCAUUCGCCGUCUGCAUCAUGUUAUUAGGCCAUUCAUAUUGAGGCGAAAAAAGGACGAGGUUGAAAAGUAUCUACCUGAAAAGUCACAAGUCAUACUAAAAUGUGAUAUGUCAGAAUGGCAGAAAGUAUAUUAUCAACAAGUAACUUCUAUUGGCAGAGUUGACACGGGUUCUGGCAAAUCGAAGUCCCUACAAAAUUUAACGAUGCAGCUGAGGAAGUGUUGUAAUCAUCCAUAUCUUUUUGUUUUGGGAGAUUAUAAUAUUUGGCGCAAGGAGGAGAUCGUCAGAGCUUCUGGGAAAUUUGAACUACUCGAUCGUCUGCUCCCGAAGCUACAUAGAACUGGGCAUAGAGUCCUGCUUUUCUCACAAAUGACUCGUCUUAUGGACGUUCUUGAAAUUUAUCUUCAACUCCAUGAGUUUAGAUAUCUUCGACUUGAUGGUUCGACAAAAACUGAAGAAAGAGGGUCUCUAGUGAAGCAAUUUAAUGCUCCAGACUCACCGUUCUUCAUGUUUCUCUUGAGUACUCGGGCCGGUGGUUUAGGUUUGAACUUACAGACUGCAGAUACUGUAAUUAUCUUUGACAGUGAUUGGAAUCCUCAAAUGGACCAACAGGCAGAGGAUCGAGCUCACCGUAUCGGACAAAAGAAGGAAGUAAGGGUGUUUGUCCUGGUUAGUGUUGGAUCAGUUGAAGAGGUUAUCCUGGAGCGUGCAAAACAGAAGAUGGGGAUUGAUGCCAAGGUUAUCCAAGCUGGACUUUUCAACACAACUUCAACAGCUCAAGACCGAAGAGAGAUGUUGGAGGAGAUUAUGCGCAGAGGAACAAGCGCACUUGGCACUGACGUGCCAAGUGAGAGAGAAAUCAAUCGCCUUGCAGCUCGAUCAGACGAAGAAUUCUGGCUUUUUGAGAAAAUGGACGAAGAAAGAAGACAGAAGGAGAAAUAUAGAUCUCGUUUGAUGGAAGAACACGAGGUACCUGAGUGGGUAUACUCGGUACCCGACGGUAACGAAGAGAAGAACAAGGGUUUGGAAAUUCUCAGUGUGGCUGGAAAACGAAGAAGAAAGGAGGUGGUUUAUGCUGAUACACUGAGUGAUUUGCAGUGGAUGAAAGCUGUGGAGAAUGGAGAAAUUCCAAACCUUUCUAUGAAAGCAAAUAGAAGAGAGACUCCCUCACGUGAAGGCAGUGUAUCAACCAGCAAUAUUGUCAGCUCAAGGGCAGAGGAUAAGCUGAUAGAAUAUGAUGAUAACGUGCCUGUAACGAGCGAGGGAACAAGCGAAGACAAUUCAGGUUUAGAACCAACCCCAAAGAGACAAAAGUCCGAAGGGGGGGUAAGUAUUAGAAAGCACGAAUUCUUGGCCGAAUCAGGAAGCGAAUGGAGUCGAUGCGUAAUAACAUGGAAAACACACAAGAAGAAGCGAUCGAGCUAUGUCCAAGGCUCCACAGAUUCUAGACAUAACUCCAAUGGAAGAGGAAACGGAUGGGCUUGAUUAUAGAGUCGAAACGUCAAGGGAGACCCCGUAAAUUGGAAAAUAGUGCCAUUACUUCAGCUUCCUUCCAAGUUCAGCUCAGGAAUUACAGAUUUAUCAGCUGAUUGAAUGAAGUUCUGAAGGAGAAGAAAUGAAUAACAGUGUGAUCCUUUUAAAGCACAAUGGCCAACUUCCAUCCAUUCAAUGUGUUUGUAAAACUUGUGGUGUUUUGUAGGUGUAGUAGACAUAUUGAUAUGCAUGCAUACUGUUCUCUGUCCACUGUUCUACUGUUCUAUAUAAAGCCUCUUCAUUAAUGGUAGGCUUUGACCUGAAAUGCUUAGAAAAUCUUCCCACUUUUCCA
This is a messenger RNA of Cucurbita maxima (winter squash), 3779 nucleotides long. Its product is annotated as probable ATP-dependent DNA helicase CHR12. The record is from RefSeq and is a predicted model, not a curated record. Gene Ontology annotation, biological process: positive regulation of transcription by RNA polymerase II. Gene Ontology annotation, cellular component: nucleus. NCBI's taxonomy places the organism in Eukaryota, Viridiplantae, Streptophyta, Magnoliopsida, Cucurbitales, Cucurbitaceae. Gene Ontology annotation, molecular function: DNA binding; histone binding; ATP-dependent chromatin remodeler activity. Bases 152 to 3439 code for a protein of 1095 amino acids. The transcript has 12 exons.